Pleurotus ostreatus (oyster mushroom) is the source of this 2679-nucleotide messenger RNA. RefSeq lists its product as uncharacterized. The coding region runs from base 1 to 2679 and encodes 892 amino acids. The record is from RefSeq and is a predicted model, not a curated record. Lineage: Eukaryota; Fungi; Basidiomycota; Agaricomycetes; Agaricales; Pleurotaceae. The transcript has 2 exons. Gene Ontology annotation, molecular function: protein binding.
AUGGACAUUUCCUCGGUCGAAAAAGCAUUACUCGCAGGUUCUUGCCCAUCUGAGGGCUCCACUUCGCUGCCAGAUCCUGUGCUGAAAUUGGCCCGCGAUGUUGGUGAUGCAAGAUUUCGAGACGCUCUGCUUUCCCCCUUGGCUCGGGAUUUGUUACAACUACGCACCGUGAACGCAAACGAUCCCUCUGUUUCAUGGUUCCAAUUUGUAGAAAGAGUUGACGACGACGUCGAUGAAAUGGGAGAGUUGGUACGCCUCCUCGUGGCCAUAGCACUUCUGCAUGCCUUCAUCCAGGCCAACUGGACUGGUCCUGAUCUAGACGUCAGACCGAUAGAAAUAAUUCAGGGAGAAGCCGUCGGUCUCACGGACGAAAUACUUCACAUCAAGGCGACUUCCGAGCUCGCGUACGGUGGCGAGCCCGCUUACCAUCUUACGAAGCAUCCGUUCCUUCUGCGCCUCGCUCAGCUACUUUUGGAAUCACCCUAUCAUCACUGUAAAUCAAUACCUUGGUGGAGGCUACGGGCCACGACGGUCCAUCAGCACGUUCUAGAUGAAACGGUCGCUCCGCCUCCUAGUGUGCUUGCUUCGAUAGAGACCCAGACGGAGUCGAUUUCCUCCGAUCCUGAGCUGACGGGAAGGCUUCACCUAGAGGCCGGCCUGUUGGAACACACACUCUCUCAGGACAGGGCCGCAUCGGACUAUUUCCUGCGGGCCAUCAAAGCGACAGGCCUGCAGUAUGAGCUUACUGGAGCUCUAGGCAAGAGGACGAAGUUUCAGCAAAAUGACCUUAGUCAACUCGUGCUGCUCGCCGAAAGUCAACUUUCGGUGGCAAGUACUUCCGAAACGAGCGCCACGGAGAUCAGCGGACCCUCUUCUUUGCCAGAAACUCUUGCGCUUAACGACGACACGCUACUGGAACAGACUCAAUUCACGACAUCAGAUCCCAACGCUGAGAAAGGUCGGCUUGGCCAUCUCGAUCCAUCGUCUCAACCACCUCUGCAUCCCCUCGAUCAAUGUAUCUUGUUGUCACUCUGCUUGAAUGUCCAAAACACCUCCCCUGCUCAUGGUCUGACCGCCGAACAAAUGACACCGUAUGUAGCGCGAGUUAUCUCCCAUCCGCGCAAUUGGUCCGUACACACCAUGGCGUUGCUCCUUCGGUCGAGGCUCGAAUCGUCGCGCACGAGGACCGUCGAACGAGCAACACUCCAGCUACAGGCAUUGAUUGAUCAGAUGCCAACCGCAGACUCUUCCGUUCCAGAGCGUCUGCGCUAUUUCCACGACAUACCCCUCCCGAGCAAAUGGGAGCUCGAACGCGAGCUUGCUUUGCAGUUCCUGAAGCUAGGGGUCGUCAAAUCCGCUCUCGAGAUAUUUGAGCGACUAGAGAUGUGGGAAGAAGUGGUAAAGUGUUGGGGCUCCUUGGAUAAACCUGAAAAGGCGAAGGCCAUCGUCAGGGAUCUGCUCGAGGGAAAGAAGGAUGAAGCCGAGAAUGUCAUUAUCCACGGGAAGGAUCUGUCCAAGGAUCGAAGGGUGUACCUGGAUGCAGCGCGGGAGGCGAAGCUGUGGUGUCUGCUUGGGGAUCUCGAGCCGGAGAAUGCAGUCGAACACUACAAUCGUGCAUGGGAUGUUUCCAAGCAGACCUCUGGCCGAGCCAUGCGGUCACUUGGAGGGUACUACUUCGCCCGGGUGGAAUAUGACAAGGCCAUAGAUUGUCUGAAGCGAGCGGUGACAAUCAACCCACUCCUCUCCCGAUCUUGGUUCAUCCUCGGUUGCGCAUGUGUUCGAGUGGAAAGGUGGGAGGACGCCAAGGACGCUUUUAGUCGCUGCGUGGCAAUCGACGACGAAGAUGGCGAAAGUUGGAACAAUCUCGCAUCUGUAUAUCUUCGGAUGGGAACUCCCAAACCACGAGUUACUGGUACCAGGCAAGAUCAAGCUACGGAGGGGACAGGGACUGAUGAGAUGGCGCUAACAUAUGAUGGGGAGAGCAGUAAAUCCAUCCCGUUCGCCAACAAAAUGCUGGCGUUUCGCGCGCUGAAGCAGGGCCUCAAAUACAGCUACAACAACUGGCGUAUGUGGUCGAAUUAUAUGAUCGUCGCGAUGGAUGUUGGGGAGCUCUCUGAAGCAUGUCGUGCUUUGGGUCGCAUUGUCGAGGAGACAAGCGACAAGGUUGGCGAUAAAGCUGUGGACGAAGACGUGCUUGAGAGGUUGGUGGAUGCUGUCACGCGAGCCCCGGCGAGCCUUGGAGACAACGAGAAUGGAGAUGCCUCCACGCAUAACCCCAACGAAGGACAUGGUUUACUUCGUAACGUUACCAUCUUGCUGGAGAAGACGAUAUUGCCUCGGGUCUCAUCUCCCCGUAUAUUUCGGGCAUAUGCUCGGCUACUGACAUGGCAGUCACGGUGGGAGGAUGCCUUGAAGGCGUCCCUAGAUGCAUAUCGAGUUGGAACGGCAGGGACCAUGAGAAGGGGUGAAACGGAUCCAGCGAAGUGGCGUGAAGCGGUGGUGGAGGUGGAAGAAAUCGUUGAUGUCUUGAGAAAUUUCGGACCUCGGGUGUCAGGGAAUUGGCGGUUGCAAGCGCAUAGCAUUGUGCGGACGUUUGCUGGCCGGACGAAGGAAAGCUUUGAAGAUGAACCAGAGUGGCCUAGGCUCGAAGAACUUCGAGAAGAACUGAAGAACGAGUGA